This is a messenger RNA of Cajanus cajan (pigeon pea), 618 nucleotides long. RefSeq lists its product as uncharacterized. The record is from RefSeq and is a predicted model, not a curated record. NCBI's taxonomy places the organism in Eukaryota, Viridiplantae, Streptophyta, Magnoliopsida, Fabales, Fabaceae.
UUCAUUUAUUACCUGACUAAACAUCGAGCAAGUAUGGAGGAGGGAACGGUUACAGAUGUGGAAGAAGUUGGAGAUUUAAGCAUCCGCCAAAAAUGAGAGGUAUUAUAAUAAGAGCACUGAACAUCAACCAACCACUAACCACUGCUUUAGCUUUACAUUUGAACGCCAGAUGGUCUGCUUCUGUUUUCUGGUCGACCAACGCCGGCAGAUGCAGCGGAGCAAGCCGGCCGCCGGGAUUUGCUCCCGCUGCGGCGGCGGAGCCAGCGUCGCCGACAUGAAGACCGCCACCAGGUUUUGCUAUGUCCCCUUCUACUGGAAAUCCUGGAGAGCCAUUGUUUGCACUUUCUGCGGAGCCGUUCUUCGCUCUUACCAACACUAAUAUUAUUAUUACUGUUAUUUGCUAACACAUGAUGAAUCUUCAUCAUCCUAUAUUUUUUCAUUCUCCGCUCCAGAUUUAUAUCAUGUGCAAUUUCUUUCUUAACAAUAUUCUCAGUUUUAUUUUGGAGGAUUCAAUUCUUAAUAUUUUUAAGAGUUAAUCACGUUAUCUCUUUGUUCUUGCUAUUUGUGAACACGCGAUAUCCUCGGUGAAGGAAUUAUGUGCUAUCAGCUUUAUCCUUG